Molecule: messenger RNA, 1072 nt
Organism: Musa acuminata subsp. malaccensis (wild Malaysian banana)
Lineage: Eukaryota; Viridiplantae; Streptophyta; Magnoliopsida; Zingiberales; Musaceae
Source: RefSeq, a predicted model, not a curated record
GUGGACUUGGUUGUCUUCCAGAACCCGACUAUGAUGCCCAGCCAAGCAUAAAGAAGGGAGUAGGAGAAAAGAGGAGAGGGAUAGGUAUCAUGUGACAAGGACUCGGUUCCACUGUUUUGGCAGUACCUACAUAGAUCGAUUGAGGAGAGACAGAGACACACUUGGGCUGCAGAUCCGGCAAUUUGGCUCGAACCCAACUCGAGUCGAUUUGGGGAAGUCUUGGCCUGACUCGAACCCGACAUGAAGUCAAAGUCAAACAUGUGUACACCUUCACUGCGUGUGUGUAUAAAACCACCACCCCCGUCGCCUUCCAUCACGAGAACGCUGCUGACCACCUUCACCAUUUACCCACGAAUCCGACGGUCAAGAUUCCCCCGUUACUCCCCGCAUGGCCAUCUCCUCCAAAUCCGACGGCCCAGAUUCAGCCGCCGAGCCCGACGCCGACCACUUCGAGUUCUUCUCCUUCCCCUCACCUCCAGCCAUGUGCGCCGCCGCGGACGUCUUCCUCGGCGGAAAGAUCCUCCCUUUCGGCGCUCCUCCCCCCAAACGAGCUGAAAACCUUGGCGACCUUUGUUGGCAGGAGACCUACGCCGCUUCCGAGUGCUCCCGCCGGCGCCGCAGGUUCUGGGGCGGCCGUGUGAAGGCCGAGUACCGGAGGCUGAGGAGCAUGUCGGACUGCCACGAGAUGGUCCCCCCGCCGGCGGCGAGGCAGCAGCGACCGAGGUGGUACCUCUGCGUGCUCGGGUCGGUGCGGGUGCCGGCGACGAUGGACAUGAGCGACAUCCGGAGCCGGCAGCGCCGGCAGAGCGCGGCGGCGGAGGCGGAGCCGGGGCGAGGGCCGAGCGGCGACGUGGGCCGGGCGACGUGGAGGCUGCUGCGCUCGCUGAGCUGCACGGGGCUGGAGAGCGCCUCCGCCGUCACCGUGCCGUUGCGCUUCGCUGAGCACGUGCAGGACACGUGAACUUUUGUUUCCUGAAACGCGGAGGGGCAUUAUUGGAAGAGAGACCCACGGGGGGCACUACGGGAAGAGGCCCUGCCAUACUUAAAUUCCGAAAAUACCCUUUUCUUGAAA